This is a messenger RNA of Trematomus bernacchii (emerald rockcod), 2321 nucleotides long. RefSeq names its product UPF3B regulator of nonsense mediated mRNA decay (gene upf3b). Gene Ontology annotation, biological process: positive regulation of translation; nuclear-transcribed mRNA catabolic process, nonsense-mediated decay. Gene Ontology annotation, cellular component: nucleolus; cytoplasm. Bases 124 to 1503 code for a protein of 459 amino acids. The transcript is spliced from 10 exons. Lineage: Eukaryota; Metazoa; Chordata; Actinopteri; Perciformes; Nototheniidae. Gene Ontology annotation, molecular function: mRNA binding. The record is from RefSeq and is a predicted model, not a curated record.
GCAGGUCCGACCAGAGGAAGUUACGGUUAGUUCUGUUGCUACCACACGGCUAACUUGCUAAAAAGUAAACAAGUGUGCGGAAUGAGAUGAGAUACAACUGCUUGACGAAGUAGAUUUUCAACCAUGAAGGAAGAUAAGGAAAACGCUAGACCGAAGGAUAGAAGACUGGAAUUAAAUUGUGACGAUGGAGAAAAGACGGAGAGGUCCAAGGAAAAGAAAGAGGCCAUGACAAAGAUUGUGAUCAGACGGUUACCACCAAGUCUGACCAAGGAGGAGCUGGAGGAGCAGUUACAACCUCUCCCAGAGAUGGACUACCUGGAGUUUUUCUCCAACGACACCAGCCUUUUCCCACACCUCUUUGCAAGGGCUUACAUAAACUUCAAGCACCAAGAGGAUAUAGUUCUCUUCAGAGAUCGAUUUGAUGGUUAUGUGUUCAUUGACAGCAGAGGACAGGAGUAUACUGCCGUCGUGGAAUUUGCCCCUUUUCAAAAGACUGCCAAGAAAAGAAGUAAGAAAAAGGACGCAAAAUGUGGAACAAUUGCUGAAGAUCCUGAUUACAAUAAGUUUCUUGAAAUUUACAACGGCGAUGACGACAAGAUGGCAUCAACACCUGAGACCCUGCUGGAAGAGAUUGAGGCCAAAUCAAAGGAACUUGUUGCUAAAAAAACAACUCCUCUGCUGGACUUCCUGAAGAAUAAACAGAGAAUCAGGGAGGAAAAGAAAGAAGAGAGAAGAAGGAGGGAGCUUGAACGCAAGCGUGUGCGUGAUGAGGAGCGUCGCAAGUGGAGGGAGGAGGAGAGAAGGAAGCGCAAAGACACCGAUAAGAUGAAGAGACUCGACAAACCGCUGGAGAAAGACAAGGACCAAGUGAAAGAAGAACCAAAGAUUAAGCUCCUGAAGAAGCCAGACAGAGCUGAAGAUGCUGAUUCUGAGAAGCCCAAGGAAAAAACCAAGAAACCAGAGAGGCCCAAUAAAGAGGACAGACCCAUGGGGGGUGCUGAUCAUAAGAGGCGUCAGCACAUUGAUAAUAAGGAGGAUCGAGGAAGGAAAGGUGAGGAAGACGGGAGGAAGGAGUUCAGGGAGCGCGACCCAGACCGAGACAGAGAGCGCGAUGGAGAGCGCGAAAAGGAGCGCCGCCAGAGGGAGAAGGAGCGCCUCAGGCGACAGGACGAAGAUCGCCGGAGAAGGAGAGAGCGCGAGAACACUUUCAGGAAGGAUAAAAGGCAGGAUGAGGCUAAAAAAGAUAAAGAGCGGGCCUUUGAGAAGAAGAAGGGAGAUCACACUGGAGAGUCCAGUCGCUCUGAGAGGUCAGAGAGGCCUGCCAAAGACCACAAGAAGGAGGAGAGCCUGAAAAGAGAUCGGCUACGAAACAAGGACCGGCCUACCAUUCAGCUGUACCAGCCCGGGUCCAGAACCCGCACUCGAGGAGGAGCCGAAUCCAGCUCUGCCGACAGGAAGCCAGACACCGAGACGGAGAAAGUGGCUGACAAAGGAGACGAUUGAGCAGAUUUCUACUUAUGGCAUUUUAAGUUUGGUGAGGAGAGGGGAGACAGGCCUGUGAGGCUCGGAGCAGCAAGGUGGCGCCUCAGGGCGACGGCACUGCAGCUCGAGCACCCGGCUCUCCCAGUCUCCGGGGCAGAGGAAUAAUUGCAGAGCCUAGCAGUGCCUGAAUGUGUCCCUCUUUAGUUGUAUUUGUUAUGUAAGGUAACAGUAACCUUUGGAAAGAGUUUGGCUGUUGGGCACAUUGGGUGGAGCCAAAGCUUUCUUGGACCACGUGAACUUAAAGUGACCUUAUGUCAGUAUUGUUUCUCUCAUGUCAAGUGUUGCAAACGGUGUCUUUUCAAACAUAUUCAUCCAUAUCACAGUUUUUAAUUUACCAGUUACUCAAAAUGUCAUCAAUGCUAUCAAUAUUGUUCGACUCUGUCUUGAAUGAGAUUCUGUAUUAGCACUGACAUUUUCAGUUUCAAGUGUUCACAUGUCAAUCUUCCUCUGCCUGGGGAACUUCAAUUAAAGUAUGUAACUCUCAUAUUCUGUUAUAGGCAUCCACAUAUGCUGAAGUACAUAGUCUGUAUUUACAGGUUUGGGAUCAUGUGUUUUGUUCAUACAGUGUCUGAGGAGAAAUAGCCAUUUCUGACUAGACUGCCAUGUGACAGCUACGCCUGCAUGCAAACUUCAAUCAGAGGGAUCAACCUGUGGCCUUCGCCCCUUUUUCUAAUCUGAAAUUCCCCUUAAACAUUCAUGUGUGAUGCACCAAACUGAAUACAGCAUGAGAAUGAUGUAAACAUUUUUGACUGGAUUAAAAAGGUAUUUGCUUAAAUGUA